Molecule: messenger RNA, 1185 nt
Organism: Musca vetustissima
Lineage: Eukaryota; Metazoa; Arthropoda; Insecta; Diptera; Muscidae
Product: protein FAM185A
Exons: 3
Coding region: 1-1185 (394 amino acids)
Source: RefSeq, a predicted model, not a curated record
AUGCUGACAUUGCGUCCGGUGGCGCCAUUUUUACAACGGACCUGUUGCUCAUUGCGAUUUUAUGCCCGACCGACGACAACCACAUCGAAGAAAUCCUCAUCAUCCCCGUCCAAAACUGAGGCUAUGAAGAAAUUCGUUCAUCAGGAAACACUGAGGUAUCUCAGUCCGACGUGUAAUGUCAAAGUGAUAUCGGAUAUAUUUUUAAAAGUCCGUUCAGCAGAUGUUCAUGAAUAUCCAAAUGGUGAUGUUUUCAUUGCCCAGCUGCAUGGUGGUCCAGCCAAAAAUUGUCCCGCCUCUAUGGAGGUUAAUGUUAGCGAUGAUGAGAAUAAUGUGGAGGUUGUGGUUAAGAAAUUAAAGGAUGAUACGGGAGAUUUCUUUUGUGAACUGGAAGUGCCGGUUAAGGCAAGUUUAGAGGCUACAUCGAAUAGUGGUGCAAAUAUAUCGAAAAUUUUCGGGGAUUUCCUCAAAUUAAAAGCGGAAAAUUAUAUAAGUGUAUCGGAUGUCAAGGCGGAGGAGAUCAGCGUUGAGAGUGUCAAUGGGAAUGUGUUUAGUCGUGGUCUUUUGCUGGGCAAGCGAACGAAAAUCGUAACCAAUAAUAAUGGUCACAUUAUUUUAGACAAACUCCAAGGUGAUGAGAUCCUCUGUAAGACCGACAAUGGUAAUAUCACAACAAAUUGCUGUUAUGUCGAGUCAUCAGUUUUCGAAACGAAUGCGGGCGAUUUGGACUUGAAAAAUAUACACAAGACUAGUCAGGUUAAUGUACAACAAGCCGAAGGGAAUUUGAAAAUGACUGGCGUCCAUGGCAAUUUAAAUGUCAACUUUAAUGGUACUGCUAUGGAGCUACAAUUAUCCGAACUGAAUGGUGAAAAUUGUAUUAAAUCAAAUCAAGCCAAAUCGAUUGUUAUAAACAUUUCCGAUGACAUUGAAAAUAAUACUUCGAUAUUGGCGAAUUUGCAAAAUAAGAAUUCGGGCAUAACAUUGGAUCCUUCACUUCAGCAUUUAAAUGAAGGUCUUUCGGAAAAUAAACAAUGUUUUAAAUGGCCCAAAGACAAGGAACAAGAGUGUAAGUUAGAGGUAAAUGUUAAUAGUCCAUUGACAUUGGGUAAAUCAUCAUGGGCGGAUAUGUUACGUUUAAAAAUGCAGCAAAAUCAAAAGAAUAAUAACAAUAAUAACAAUGCAAUGUAA